GCCAGUACGGGUAAAAAUUGGAUAUUGCACCUUGGAGCAUAAUCUCAUUAUGGACUUAUUUAAUGCUGCUUUUGGGGAAAAUAUUACUUUUGUGCGCCCCCCAUAUUUUAUAAUAAGUGGAUUUAUUGGCUCACCAUAUAUGAAAUAUUACUAUGUCUUUCUCUUUUUUCUCUUUGUCAUGUCAGUGCUUGGAAACACAGCUGUAAUGACUGUAAUAUCUCUUGAUCAUAAUCUAAAAACUCCAAAGUAUGUUGCUGUUUUUAACCUUGCAUUUGUGGACCUGUUAGGUAGCUGUGCUCUGGUACCAAAGCUGCUUGACAUCUUUUUGUUCAAUCACUAUUAUGUCGCCUACAAUGACUGCUUGACAUUCUUGUUUUUCUGUUACACUUUCCUCUCGAUGCAGUCUCUUAAUCUAGUUGCUCUUUCCUAUGAUCGACUAAUUGCCAUCAUGUUUCCUCUGCACUAUCAUGUAAAGGUUACUCAUAAGAUUAUGUUUUCUUUGAUUACCUUCUUCUGGAUCUUAGUUAUAAUUGCUAUUUUAUUUGCUGUUGGUUUUCUCACAAGACUCUCUUUCUGUAAGUCUCUGGUUAUUAACAGCUAUUUUUGUGACCAUGGUCAGAUAUAUAAACUUGCUUGCAAUGAUAAUUUCCCCAAUUCAGUCCUUGGUACAUUGUUGCCAGUGCUUUUUCUGUGGCUCCCUUUUUCAUUCAUCGUGUCUAGUUACAUUUGUAUUGGCUGUGUUUUAGCUAAAGUUGCCACAGCUCAGGAGAGAGCAAAAACCUUUAAAACCUGCACCGCUCAUCUCUCCUUGGUGGUAAUUUAUUUCAUCCCGAUAAUAAUCACAUUCACUAUAGGUGCAAGGAUACAUCCAAAUGCCAGGAUCAUAAACUUGUCCUUGACCUCUGUGUUUCCACCCAUGUUGAACCCAAUAAUUUAUGUUUUACAGACACAAGAGAUAAAAAUUUCACUCAAGAAAUUAUUAAAAAUCAGGAGAGAAUGCAAAGUUAUAGGAAAAUAGGACCUGUUUCAACCAAAACACCAAUAAAUAAAUAAAAAAUGUUUUUGUUUUUUGUUUCGCAUUGUCAUUAAUCUUUUAUAGUUGUAGAUAGAAUAUAAAAA
Fundulus heteroclitus (mummichog) is the source of this 1119-nucleotide messenger RNA. RefSeq names its product olfactory receptor 1-like. The transcript has a single exon. The record is from RefSeq and is a predicted model, not a curated record. Gene Ontology annotation, biological process: G protein-coupled receptor signaling pathway. NCBI's taxonomy places the organism in Eukaryota, Metazoa, Chordata, Actinopteri, Cyprinodontiformes, Fundulidae. Bases 50 to 1018 code for a protein of 322 amino acids. Gene Ontology annotation, molecular function: G protein-coupled receptor activity; olfactory receptor activity. Gene Ontology annotation, cellular component: membrane.